CUAAUAGUUGCGCGGCGAGAUCACCAGGGUCGGCAGGCUGUCUGCGAGAUUGAAUAGUUUGCGGGAUCUCCAGAGUCGAAGAGAGUGACACAGACCUUGUCGCCCUGGUCUCUUUGUUACCUUCUCCUACACGCCCCAGCCAUGGCUGAAGAGUUCAACUUCAAGCUUGAUAUCGGGCUCGCCUUACGGACCUUUCUCCAUUCCCAGUUCUUCGGGACACCGCCAUAUCCAACCCAGUCUUUCUCCAAUCAGAUCAUCAUCGUCACCGGGUCCAAUGUUGGUCUCGGAUUCGAGGCUGCCCGACACUUCUACCGUCUCGACUGUGCGAAACUGAUUCUCGCCGUGCGCACAAUCUCCAAAGGCCAGACUGCUAAAGAGGACAUUGUCCGAAGCGUGACACACCGCUUCGAUGGGGCAGAGGCCAUCGAGGUCUGGCCUUUGGACCUUUCCAGCACAGAAAGCACCCUGGCGUUCGCUGAUCGCGUGAAGAAAGAGUUGCCGCGUGUCGACGCUAUCGUGGAGAAUGCCGGCAUCAACAAUCAGAGCUGGGUAGUGUCCGAAGGGUUCGAGCAGACCAUCCAAGUCAAUGUGAUCAACACUCUCCUGCUCUGUCUGUCACUGCUGCCCAAGCUGAGAGAAACCAAACGCAAAUUCCCCGAAUCCAGCCCUCACUUGGAGAUUGUUAGCUCUGAGGCCCACCAUUUUACCAGUUUCAAGGAAGUCAAUGCUCCAGACAUUUAUGCGACUCUGAAUGACGAGAAGAGCGGUGAUAUGCUAGCUAGAUACCCAGUCAGCAAACUCAUCGGUGUGCUGUUUGUCCGCGAGCUCGUUCAGCGUCUCCAAGAGCACGACAAGUCCAGCACCGUGGCAGUGCCGCCUGUCACUAUUACCUUGGUCAAUCCGGGCUUAUGUAUGUCUGCCCUGGAUCGAAAUGUGAUCCUCCCAGGGCGAGUUUUGAUGUAUUUUGUGCGCAUGCUCCUCGGAAGAUCAACGGAAGUUGGUUCUCGGACGCUGGUCUACGGCGCGUGCGCCGGUCCAGACUCUCACGGGGCGUUCAUGUCAGAUGGCAAGAACCAAGAAGUCGAGAAAUGGAUAUAUUCGGAUCUGGGCAAGAAGGCGCAGGCCAAGGUGUUUGAGCAGACGAUGAGGGUGUUGGAGGCCAGGAAGCCGGGCGUCGGGGCGGAAGUCGGGUUGCCAGCCUGAUCAUUGUCCCCGAGGAAGCUUUCUUGCGUUAAUCCAUACCAGCAUCUACGAAACGACCCUCAGCCGAUGGGGAAAAUAGAUUGCUACUAUGUUUUGGAAACAUUCAUCCGCCCCCAAUAAAUGUUCUCUCCUUCUCGACCCGAGAUUACGCGCUGCUUACGGAAACAGAGUCGAAUCUCCAUCACGGCAC
Molecule: messenger RNA, 1393 nt
Organism: Cladophialophora immunda
Lineage: Eukaryota; Fungi; Ascomycota; Eurotiomycetes; Chaetothyriales; Herpotrichiellaceae
Exons: 2
Coding region: 142-1203 (353 amino acids)
Source: RefSeq, a predicted model, not a curated record